Molecule: messenger RNA, 585 nt
Organism: Asparagus officinalis (garden asparagus)
Lineage: Eukaryota; Viridiplantae; Streptophyta; Magnoliopsida; Asparagales; Asparagaceae
Exons: 2
Coding region: 52-351 (99 amino acids)
Source: RefSeq, a predicted model, not a curated record
UGCACAAAAGUCCUUCCGUUCCCAGUAAAUUCCCAUCGUUUCGACUCAACGAUGGAGGGAAUCGAGCACCAAAAUUCUCAAAAUCUCGAAACUCUUCAAAACCCUAGCAUCUCUCAACAAGAUCCAGAACCAACAGAGGCCAAGCCCGCUGCUGCUCUCGAUCGAAAUGAGAUCUUCAAAGCACUGGAGAUCGUUGAGAGGGACGCCGUCGCCAUUGCCGACAGCUACGCCUCCCUCUUCUCCUCGCUUCGAAUGGCUCUCUCUGAGGCAACAAGUACGUCCGUGGAGAAUAUGCAGUGUUUCAGUGAUGUUGUUGGAUCCAUACAGGAAUCUGGUAAACUAACUCGGUGAACCAUAUUUUCUUGGCACAUGUUAACCUUAAUAAUAAUUAUCUCGUCUAUAGCUGCAUACAAGAAUCUCAUAAGCUUAUUUUGUGCACCAUCUAUAUGUAUGCUAAACUUGAUUGAAUAGUAUAAUUUACUACAAACUGUAUAAUUUUGUUGCAGAUGAUAGUGAGUUUAAACUUUAAACGAUACUUUCAUCUGGGUCUGUUUUUAUAUCACUGUUCUACCACAUAAAUGUAAU